Molecule: messenger RNA, 2613 nt
Organism: Andrographis paniculata
Lineage: Eukaryota; Viridiplantae; Streptophyta; Magnoliopsida; Lamiales; Acanthaceae
Exons: 1
Coding region: 439-1887 (482 amino acids)
Source: RefSeq, a predicted model, not a curated record
AAUCCGUCACGGUUUCUUUCUGCUUUAACCUCAAUUCAAUCGCUCUGCCCAUUUUCUACUGUAGAGAUUUUAUUUAUUAUUUUGUAAUUUUUUUUUAAUUAUUAUUUUCUCUGCGGAUUUAUUGCGGAAGGUACUCUCUGAUUUCCUGUUCUUAUCGAUUAUGGAAAAUUUCUGAUUUGGGAAGGUAUAUCUGUUGUUUAGGCGUUGUUUUACGUGUUUGGUGGUCGUAGAUUUGAUAUUGUUUAGUGUUGUGUGAUUUAUCUGCUUCAUUGAUCGAUUAUGGGGUCGAAGAUUGAGCAUCUGUACGUGAAAAUGAGUUAUUCGGUGUUUUUGUAGGGUUAUUUGUUCUAGGCUUUCGUUGAUUUUGGUUGGUGUUGAUAGUUAGGUUUUAGCAAAAUUGGUAAAAUUAUUUGUGAGAGGAUAAAUAAGGUUUAGGAAAUGGGGGAAGAUCUGAUGACAGGGUUGAAUAUCGAGAAUUAUCAUCCAUCGACAUUCCUGUCCAUGGAUUCUUCAAUUGCUGCCUGUGACAUGAAUAGGCAAGUUAUUCUUUCCGGUCCACCGGAUAUUAAUCUUCCAUUGUUGGUGGAGCCGAGCCCUCCUCCUCCUCCUCUGGUGGCUCAGUCAUGGAGCCAUGAGAUGUUUGAUAUGCUUGAGGUUGGGCUUGGGCAUCCGGCAGGUGAUUCGGAUAAGCUAAUUGAGUUACCUAAGCUUGGUCGAAAGUUCGCCAAGAGAUUGGACAAUGUGUGGGGUGCUUGGUUCUUUUUCAGCUUCUAUUUCAAGCCUGUUGUUAAGGAAAACUCGAAGUGGGAUGACAAUGGCAUUUCUGGAUUCGAUAAGAAUGAUCUAAAGCUCGAUGUCUUCUUGGUGCAGCAUGAUAUGGAGAAUAUAUAUAUGUGGGUUUUCAAGGAGAAGCCGGAGAAUGCAUUGGGUAAGAUGCAGCUGAGAAGCUUCAUGAAUGGCCAUUCUCGCGAGGGGCAGCGCCCAUUUCCAUUUAGUGUUGAUAAAGGUUUUGUUCGGUCUCAUAAAAUGCAGAGGAAACACUACAGAGGACUCUCUAAUCCGCAGUGUUUACAUGGGAUAGAAUUGGUCCCAUCGCCCAAUUUGAUGCGCCUCGACGAGGAAGAGCAGAAGAGAUGGGUGGAACUCACUGGUAGAGAUCUCAACUUUUGCAUUCCCCCCGAUGCGAAGGAUUUUAUCACGUGGAGGAACCUCCCAAACGUAGAUUUUGAGCUUGAAAGACCACUUCCUUUGGCGAAGAAGAAACUUCUCAAUGGAUCGGGUUUGAAUUUAUCGACUCAACCAUCUAACAAUGUGAAUGCGAAUGGGAAUGGUUUGAAAAGGAAAGAUCUAUUGUCGAAUGGAAAUGACGAAGAUUGCACUUUUCCUAAUAAUGCCAAUGGGAAUCGACAUCAAGAUGCAGAAUUCCAUCAAAUCGAUCCUCCUUGGAUGAAUGAGUUCACUGGCGUAAUGAGAAACGUAAAUGGUCCUGUUACAGCUGCAAAAACUAUAUACGAAGAUGAAGAAGGAUACUUGAUACUUGUUACGUUACCUCUUACUGAUCCUGGCAGCGUGAAAGUUCAUUGGUCGAACAAUCUCCACCAUGGAGUGGUGAAGAUUUCUUCGAUUAGCACAGCGUGCAUGCCGUUUCUUCAGAGAAGGGACCGUAUGUUUAAGCUCACUGAUCCAGCUCCGGAGCACUGCCCCCAUGGGGAAUUUAAACGUGAAAUCAUGCUGCCCACAAGGAUCCCUGAUGAUGCACAGCUCGAAGCUUAUUUCCACAAGAAUGAAACAAUUCUCGAGAUAAAAGUGCCUAAACAUCGAAUGGGACCAGAAGAGCACGAGGUUACUGUUUGCCUUCGCCCUCCGAAUGAAUUUGGAUUGUCUUGAAUGAGGUAUAUCCUAACCGAACAAUGGGUAAGCCCCGGCACACUGAUUAGGUAUAUUCAAUAGUAUUGAAAUUUUUAUACACAUCAUAUUGAAUUUUCGACUUAGCUCAAGCUGUUGCUCUUGUUCUUGUUAUUUUCCCGAUCUUUUUGAAUCUUUAUGGCUGUAGUUUGGGCGUUUUCUUAGCUUUAGAUGCCGAGUGAUUUUUGUGAAGUCUAAAAUCCUUACUGAUUCGUUUGGCAUUAAUUUAAGCCCCCUUGGUGUCUGAUUAUUACCUUGAUCGAUGGGAAAGUCGAAAAAAGACUCCAUUGAUGAGUAACCAAGAUAGGUACGUACCUUCGAGCGCGGCAAUUUUGCCAAUUAUUGUGAUGUUUGAUAUAUAGCUUCUUGGCUUUCAUUAUGAAACUUUUAAGGAUCGAAAUCGAAAGAAAUCUGCACUUUGCAGAGAAUAGAUCAAAGCAAGUGCUUGAAAAGAUUGAAAGAAAUCCAUGAAUGGAUUUUAUGGAUGUUGAUAGAUUUUGUUAUGGUAUUUUUUUUAUUUUUUUUGGAAAUUCUUGUGUACACAUGAUCAUGAGUUGUUGCUAUAUAAUACUAAGUGUUGUUUGUUUGUCUGUCAUUUUGUUCAUAUCUGUUUAGUGUUUGUGUAAUUUACAAGAGGAGGAGCUUUGAGUGUAGAUGAAAUGUGAAAUAUUUUAACCACAACACAUUUGUGGCAAGAAUUGGCAGAAG